AUGUCUUGCCGCGUGCAUGAAAGUCAAUUUCACAGUGCAAAUUUUUACGAAUUCGUGUCCACUAUGCAUCUCACAAUUAACAGCGCACCGACGCUUAGCAAUGGAAGCGGUGGAGGUGGUAGCGGAGGAGCUGUAGGUGGAGGAAACAAUGGACCCUCGAACGGGGGUGGCGGUGGUACCGGUGGCAGUGGAGGAGGCUUGAGUGGCUGUGCUCCCAAUGGCCACACUGGGCACCACGGUGGCACUGGUAGCGGUGGUAAUGGUGGUGGAGGAGGUGGUGGAGGAGGAGGAGGAGGAGGCGGCGGCACAGGAGGUUCCGGCAGUAACGGCACCGGCACCAGCGGUGGUGGCGGCGGCGGAACCGGAAACGCUGGCGGUACCGCGACCAAUGGCAACGGAUCGAGCACGGGUGCCGGCGGCGAAAGUGGCCCACCGUCGGCGGCCAGUAUCCUGAACGACACCUACACCAAAAUGACGUCGGACAUCCUGGCGGAACGGACGCUGGGCGACUUUCUGUCCGAGCACCCGGGCGAGCUGAUCCGAACCGGGAGUCCUCUGUUUGUGUGCACAGUGCUGCCCCCGCACUGGCGCUCGAAUAAAACACUUCCGGUUGCGUUCAAGGUCGUCGCGCUCGGUGACGUCGGUGACGGCACGAUGGUGACGGUGCGGGCCGGCAACGAUGAGAACUACUGCGCCGAGCUGCGGAACUGCACCGCGGUCAUGAAGAACCAGGUUGCCAAGUUUAAUGAUCUGCGUUUCGUAGGCCGCAGCGGCCGUGGCAAAAGCUUCACGCUUACUAUCACUAUAUCAACAAGUCCGCCGCAGGUGGCCACCUACAACAAAGCAAUCAAGGUGACGGUGGACGGACCACGGGAACCAAGAUCGAAAACAACAUCUUUCGUAGGACAACAGCAGCAGUUCCAUUUCGCGUUCGGACAACGGCCAUUCCACUUCCCGACCGACCCAUUGUCUAGCUUCAGGAUGCCGCCAAUAGGUAAUUGUCAGAAUAUGACCCAGUUCGGACUCAGCUCCACUAACUCACACUGGAGUUACAGUUCAACUGGCCCGUACUCGCCGUAUCUAACCUCCUGUACAACACCAACCGCAUCUCAGUUUAACAAUCCAGCACUCGGUUUCACUUGCAGCUCGGGUGAACAAAAUGGUGGCCAGGAGUUCUCUGCUGCGGCACGUGACUGCGUUACAAUGCUUCCGGACUCAACGGCGGCCGACCUAGACCAGCACCUGAGUAGCCUGGUGGGAGCGACUCAACAAGCCACAAGCCACAUGGUGCAAACUAACAUAAUUUCGGGCGGAGGCGUGACUAGCAAUUCGGGAAAUGGUGGUGGCAAUGGCCCCGGCAGUAACGGCAAUGGCUUAACCCCACAAAUCCCAACCCACAUUUCUAACGGGCUGAUAGUGCCACGGUAUGCGCAGACUGCCGGUGCCAACAACCACGCCGAUGCGUACGGACUUACCAGCAGCCAAAGUGAACCGCGCAGCCUAAGCGACUCCUCUCAGGCCGAGUCACCGGUGCAGGACGAUCUGCUCUCCUCCAACACACCCAACCUCGGCAGCAGCGGCCCCAGCUCUACCACGGGUGGCGGAAGCGGUGGCGUGGGCGGUGGUGGUGGUGGAGGAGGAGGCGGUGGAGGCGGCGGUGGGGGUACUGGAGGGAACGGUCAUCAUCAGAACUUUUCCAGCAUCGUAAUGAACCAGAGUAAUGGCGGUUCUAAUGCGUCUACGACAUCAAACUAUGUCGGCUCGAACGGCUCUGGCAGUUGCAACGGCUCACCGCUUUACCCCGUCCUUCCCGCCAGCCUGCUCUACUCGCAGCUGUACACGGCAGCAAAUCAAUCCGUGGGAGGAUUUGGUCAUUCGGUAAACCACCAUCACCAUCACAUCCAGUCCCCACACGGAGCAGCAGCGGCAGCAGCGGCAGUCGCGGUCGCAACAGGUGGCAGUCCGGGGCAGAACAGUGCGUCGGCGGCUGCCGCGACGGCUGCUGCGGCUGCAAUGCACGCCGGCGAACUGCAGAGCGUGAUGGAUCAUCUAACAGCCGGCACGAACCAGGCGGCUGCAGUGGCGGCGGCGGCCGUCUCUCACCGGCAUCACCACCAUCACCAUCAUCAUCAUCAGACGGGUGCAAACUUAAUCGGCGGUCACGGCCAUGGCAGCCAGGGCGGAGGAGGAGGCGGAAACGCCCAUCCCGAUUUGUCACUCAUUGGCAAUUGCGGGGCAAUGGCGCGCGGAGCACUGGACGAGACGGGCCAUCGUGUGCUAGGUGGAGGUGGCGUAGGCGGUGGACGCCUUGGCGGUCCACCGGGCGGCUCCGGACAGGUGGGACAAGCGGCCGACAAUGGUAAUUCCGUUUGGCGGCCGUACUGAAACCGAACUAUCUCAGCGGUGUCCAUGACAGUCACCUCCAUGGCAUCCAGCUCGUUUCCACCACCGCUCUCCUUCACGUCGUUUUCUUCCAUGUCCUCUUCCUCGUGCUCCUCCGCCUCCACCGGUACUUAUGGUUGACGGAAACCAGAUCAAACGGAAAGGAAUCCCCAAUUACUAGAAAAAAAACAAAACAGACGUUGAAGGUGAAAUAUGGGCACGGAGAAAAUCUUACCGUCCGUGACUGCGAUUCUGCUGGGAGUAAUAGGAAACAUGGUAUUACCGCAAUCGGAAAAGAAACAAUGACCUACUAGGUGUAUAAAUUAAAAAUGUCCGGUUUUUGUUUUCAAAUAUGAAAACACAUGAGUUUCCUAACUAACUACAACGUAUUCUUAUUCGAACAAGUGUCUGUACGGAUUUCAUAAAAUUCAUCAACUAAAUUGUUAAGGGUUCUAUUGAAUCUAUUUGCUGGACCAUAGCAAGUGCAUAGCCAUUGAAUCAAAGUCAAUUGAAUCAAGGACUUAUCAAGACCUAGUAAGGCUCAUAAGGCUUAUUGCAGAGUGUAUUGCGGAGUGUUCCUAGCGAAGGCUAUUUCUUGUUUUUUUAUUUAUUUCACGGGUUUAGUACUCAUUCCUUAUUAUUCACAAAGUCAUUUCGGUAAUUCCGAAAUCCGACGAACAAAUUUCCUUGGAUCCAUCGAAGAAGCAUACUUCAAAUGAUUCAGCAAUGCUACGUCUGCAUUUAGCUCAAUUUAUAUGUCACUACUUUUCCGAGCUUCUGGAUCAUUUCAAAAGCCUUUCCGAGAUCUAGGAUCAUUACCAAGCGGAAACAAAUUGUCACUAAAUAUACUUUUAACGCUUAUGCCAAAUUUAGUAAAAAAUAUUGACUUCCGUACCUAAAUUACGACUCUUGAACUGCAAGAAACCGAUAUCAAAUGUUGAUUUCUUUAGAAAUGUCCGCUUUCUUUUAAUGUAUAUCCAAUGCAGCCCUGCUAGAAGCACUUUAAACAUAACCGGAUAACUUAAAUUUAUACAACUGGUAUAAGUCAAAUUGUUAAAUUUAUAUUUAACACGCUUUUUGUAUAUACACACUACAUGCUAUACUACCCCGAUUGAUUCUGCACCUGUUGCAUCGGAAACAAAAAAAAAGCCAGCAGAUCUAUACUAGCAUAUAAAGAAGAAUAUCUGUAAUUAUAAGAAAGGCACGAUCUUCGCGAAACGAAUUACAUUGUCUAUUGCAGUGAGGCAGUCAAACACCAUCUUCAGGUGUAGAAUGUAACGGAGGCUAGUAAAAUGCAGUUAUAAUUAUUAUAUGUCCAAAGGUGGUAAACGUAGUAAAGUACAUUAGCAUGAUUCAUAUUUGUGGCGAGAUUGUAAAAUAAGCAGAACAGAACAGGUAGAUGUUGGCUGAUUAUUAGGAGAUCCGACAAAGUUGAUGGCAAUAUUAUUACUUGCUGCUAGAAGUAUUACCGUAAGGUAAAACAAAGUUGAAAGACAAAUAUUGCGAGCCGCCUCCUUCAAAAUUAAAAUGCAGUAUCAUCUAUGCAGGCCAGGUUAAUUGCUACAGCAGCAAAACGCGAGUUCCGAACAUUAACUUUACCUACCAAACAUUGUAGAGAAAUGAAUCGCGUUUCUCCCCAAAAUAGGAGUGUAGAUUCAUUGGCAAACAAAAUUAGUAACGAAUGUGUUUGCUCCUUAAGCGAUGAUUGUAUUUAAUACUGCUCAGCUCAAGAUAAAGGCUAAUGCAAACCAGUAAACAGAACCCAUAAUAGAACUCGCGUAAUGAAUCGGUGCUUUCAUUUGCCCAGUAGAA
Anopheles moucheti is the source of this 4194-nucleotide messenger RNA. RefSeq lists its product as uncharacterized. Lineage: Eukaryota; Metazoa; Arthropoda; Insecta; Diptera; Culicidae. Gene Ontology annotation, biological process: regulation of DNA-templated transcription. The transcript is spliced from 6 exons. The coding region runs from base 1 to 2385 and encodes 794 amino acids. Gene Ontology annotation, molecular function: RNA polymerase II cis-regulatory region sequence-specific DNA binding; DNA-binding transcription factor activity, RNA polymerase II-specific; ATP binding. Gene Ontology annotation, cellular component: nucleus. The record is from RefSeq and is a predicted model, not a curated record.